GCCCUUAUCCGGUUACAUUUAGUACUAUAACCUUAUCUGUCAUGUUUAUGUAGGCUUGUGUGCUUAAAAAGCACUCUUGUAAUUCAUAGUGCUUCUAUUAAUUCAACAUUUUAGUAAUUAUAAUAAAUUAAAAUGCAAAAAGCAUUUUUGCUGUUAUUUAUUAUGAAGAGGUGAUGUGGUUAUUAUGUCAAAUAAUAAGAAUAUUAUUAAUUUGGUGGUGAAUUGCAAAUACGUCACAGUGAAAUAGCCACAUUUGGAAAAGCUUAAAGGAUGUAUUGCAUACAGUGGUUAAUACCUGUGCUAUUAAUACCAAAGCCCGUUAAUCCUGCAUUGUUACAAACUCAUGUUAUGUUCAUGGUGCUUUAUUUAAUUGGAUUCUUUUUAGAGCAAAAACCAUGUACAAUGUGUACAGCUAUUUUUCUCACAGCAGUCUUUCUUAUUUGUUACAGUGGCAUAGGUAAUUGUCUAUUUUGGAAUAAUAAUUGCGAAAAUGGUUGAUUAUAAAAAUAGACAACCUAUGUCUAUUUUACAAUAUUCAAAUAUUUUAUUAUUAUCAUUGUU
This is a messenger RNA of Leptopilina boulardi, 561 nucleotides long. It is a transcript of the gene bc10, whose product is annotated as bladder cancer-associated protein. The coding region runs from base 271 to 498 and encodes 75 amino acids. NCBI's taxonomy places the organism in Eukaryota, Metazoa, Arthropoda, Insecta, Hymenoptera, Figitidae. The record is from RefSeq and is a predicted model, not a curated record. The transcript is spliced from 2 exons.